AUGAAAGGAUCCACAGGGAAUAAGAGCAAGGCAGCUUUAGCUAGAAAGCUAAAGUCUGACCGCCGAUUGGCGGCCAAAAUCUUGGAGCGCUACGGUGACAAGCAUGCUGGUCAGGUGUCUGAGCAGCAUGCUAGUACGCUUGAGUGGGCCAAGAAAGUGCUGAGCGAGGACGAUAGGGUAGAACUGAAAACCGGCAGGACAGAACCGGCGGUCAAGCGGCAGAGGUCGCAUGAGGGAGAAACCUCCCUUGUUAAGAAACCGCGGACAAGAAAAGCGCCAACCUUCAGCGAAAUCGCUAAAGGUGCUGGGGCCAGAAUACUGGGGGUGCUUGACCGCAGUAGAGAGGACGGUGCCAUCUCCCAUGAUGAAUGGAAGAGGGUAGCAGCGGCUAUCUCAUCGGUCUUCCUGAGGGUGGUCAAGGAAAACCCGGGGCCACCCCCGAAAUGUGUGAGUGCCGGUUGGCACCAGGGGCUACAUAAGCUCACUUGUUGUGCUGAUGAGAGAUCGGCCAUCUUGUACAAGAAGGCAGUCUCUCAGGUGGGGGAGGUCUGGAAGGGAGCCAGACUGGAGGCCGUGGCCAAGGAGGAUCUUCCCUUUCGUCCUAGGGCUCGAGUCUGGCUGCCGGCCGAACCUUCCACUCCGAGUGAGAUUGAGGAAAUCCUCAAAUAUUGCAAUCCCUCACUUCCAGCGCAGGACUGGAAAGUCUUAUGGCUGGAGAGGACUGAUGAACCGUAUCGGCAAGCGCUGAUAAUGCUAAACACGGAAUCCAUCGGUCCUCUCAGCAAAACAAAGGGAGCCAUAAGCUAUGGUUUUGAGAUGGUAGUGCUGAAAGUACUGACUGAUGGCCCCCAAGCUGCGGUGCCUGCGGUGGAGGUGUCGAAGGUUACUGACGGUCGAACGACCGUGGAAAUCGGUGCGACAGAGGGCGCCAACGGUCAAAUGACCGUGGAAAUCGAUCCGGAUCUCUCGGAUGUGGCGAGUGUUGGGGGCGGUUCGUCGAUUGGCGACUCCGUCUUCAGCCUCGAACGACUGAAAGUCUGAAGGAUGAAAUUCCUCCAGAUUAACCUCCAGCAUGCGAAGGCGGCCUCCGCCAAUCUAUUGCUCCGUCUGGAACAAGAUGGAGCUGAUGUCGUCCUGAUCCAGGAACCGUGGCUGACUGGUAACGGGAUAUCUGGAUUGAGGACAAAGAGCCACAGGCUCCUGUCGGCCAAGGGUGCAGGUAGGAACAGAGCCUGUUUGCUGGUAAGGAAUGAAUUAACGGUAUUUCUUUUACCUAAUUUCAGCAGUGCUGACAUUGUGACAGCGAAACUGGAGUGUGACACCGGAGAUUUCUGGCUUAUCUCCGCAUAUAUGCCACACGAUGAUGUGGUGGAGCCACAUCCCCUAAUGCUGAGAAGGACCUUAGCCGAAGCGUCUAAGGCUGGCACUGGCGUCAUCAUCGGCUCCGACGCUAACUCGCGGCACCAGACCUGGGGAAGCUCGGAUACGAACAUUAGAGGUGAGUCGCUUUUUGAUUUCAUUAUUGGCGAAGAUCUUCGCAUUUGUAAUAGAGGAGACUCUCCUACUUUUGUGUCCGCUGGCAGGGAGGAGGUCCUCGACCUCACCCUAACCUCACAAGCGAUUGCCCCGCUGAUCUCGAACUGGAGGGUCCUCGACGAUCACUCCUUUUCGGAUCACAGGUACAUCGAGUUUAGUCUAGUCGGAGAACGUCCGCCUACGAAAUCCUUUAGGAAUCCUAGGUACACGGACUGGGUAGGUUACCGCAGAAGGCUUCGGCAAACUCUCCCGCGCGCACCGAAGGUGGACGCGUUGGCCACCACCGAUGCGGUGGAGGAGUGGGUUGAAGUCUUCAGCUCGGCGUGUAAGGCUGCGCUGGAGAGGUCUUGUCCGCUGAGAUCGCCGAAGGGCAAAGAGAAACCUCUAUGGUGGACUAUGGAGCUCUCAGAUAUUAGGGCGUCUUGCAGACGGCUUUUCAACAAGGCCCGCAGGAGUGGGUUAUCUGAUGACUGGGCUUUGUAUAAAGUUGGACUUUCAAUAUACAAGUCCGAGUUAAGAAAGGCUAAGAGGACCUCGUGGAAGCGCUUCUGUGAAAAAGUGGAAGGCUGUCACGAGUCCUCGAGAUUCAGGCGUAUUCUCGCAAAAACCCCAGUGUCCCUGGGGUAUCUCAAGGACGAAAAUGGGAAAUUAACAAGCUGA
Molecule: messenger RNA, 2196 nt
Organism: Bactrocera neohumeralis
Lineage: Eukaryota; Metazoa; Arthropoda; Insecta; Diptera; Tephritidae
Exons: 3
Molecular function (GO): catalytic activity
Source: RefSeq, a predicted model, not a curated record